This is a messenger RNA of Synchiropus splendidus (mandarinfish), 996 nucleotides long. It is a transcript of the gene selenot2, whose product is annotated as selenoprotein T, 2. Gene Ontology annotation, biological process: cell redox homeostasis. Gene Ontology annotation, cellular component: endoplasmic reticulum membrane. The transcript has 5 exons. Gene Ontology annotation, molecular function: thioredoxin-disulfide reductase (NADPH) activity. Lineage: Eukaryota; Metazoa; Chordata; Actinopteri; Syngnathiformes; Callionymidae. The record is from RefSeq and is a predicted model, not a curated record.
UUGUGGAAGGAGACGGAAGUGGAGCGUCGGCAGACAUGGCCGAGUUCGGGCAGCCGGGCCUGCUGGCGGUGCUGCUCCUCUGUACCGCACUCACGCUACGGGACGUUUAUGUGGGUCGCUCGAGCCUUCAGCAGCCCGGUGACCCAGCAGACCUGAAGUCGGGUGCGGAGCGCGGCCGGGCGCCCCGGUCCUACGUUGGACCGGUGCUGAGGUUCCAGUACUGCAUUUCCUGAGGAUACAGCAAGGCGUACCAGGAGUACGCUCGGGCCAUCAGCCAGCUGUACCCGGACAUCCACAUCGAGGGGGAAAACUACCCUCCCACCCCCAUCAACAGGUAUCUGGGGAACCUGGUGUCCUACCUGAAGCUGCUGGCCAUCGUGGUGAUCGUCACGGGUCAGAACGUGUUCGCCAUGCUGGGUCUGCAGACGCCCCGGGCCUGGACCUGGAGCCAGGAUAACAAGAUCUUCUCAUGUCUGAUGGCGUUCUUCCUCUGCAACAUGAUGGAGACCCACUUCCUGUCCACCGGCGCCUUUGAGGUCACGCUGAACGAUGUCCCAGUCUGGUCCAAGCUCCAGUCCGGCUACGUUCCCAACAUCCAGGAGAUUUUCCAGAUCCUGGAUCGCCACCUUAAGAUGAACCAAGUUGACCCCCAGACUUUCUCUGCUUAGACCCUCAUCUGUGCAGUUCAUGCUGCGUUCAAGUGCCACUGCUCUGUGGGACGUUCCUGCGCUGGCAUUCAUGAUGGUUUGGCCCCAAAGCAGAAUCUGCUGGGCUGCGCCUGAUUCCCUCCCGCCGCGAAGGACCGCACCCACACUGCUCCUGUGUGUACUGACGAUGCACCUGUGGGGUCAUGUGACCUGCCGGACCGUGGACGGACGCCGACGAUCAGAUCAAAGACGCGGUGCUGUUGUUAGCUUCAUGUUAAUGUGCAUGGUAGCUUGUGCGUCUUCUGAGUCUGAAAUAAAGGUGAAGCAGAGUGCUCCAGUGUGACUGACU